Molecule: messenger RNA, 2186 nt
Organism: Schistosoma turkestanicum
Lineage: Eukaryota; Metazoa; Platyhelminthes; Trematoda; Strigeidida; Schistosomatidae
Source: the annotation of a GenBank genome assembly
UGAGCGUUUGAAAGUACCGGGAGAUGUAAAAAGUGCGGUACGUUUGUGCUGUACAUUAUUCGGAACCCUAUUCUAUCCACUUCCAAUUUCAUUUAUCACUAUGUCCUAAUCUCAUGCUUGUGUUAUUUAUAAUUGUUGUUCAUUGCUUUCUCCGUUGAAUACAUUAAAAAAGUUUUGGUCAAUUUGUAAUGGUUUGUUCACCUGGUUCUCAAAGGUCUAUAAGCCGAAGUACAGCUCAUACUCAUAGUGCAAGCCGUAGUCGUUCCAGAAGUGGCAGUAUUCGACGAAGUUACACACAUUCAAACCAUAGCCGGUCAGCAACCAGAUCAUUUUCUAGACGCAGUUCCUGUUCACGUCGAAGUACUAGAUCCAAAAGUCAUUCCAACUAUUCUCGUUCGCAUUCUGGUAGUCGACAUUCCAGGUCAUGGUCCAGAUCACGUUCUCGUGGUCGAUCAAUUUAUUCAUCACGUUCACGUUCUGCUAGUCGUUCUAGAUCAAGAUCUGCUUAUCGUAGUAGUCGAAGAAAAUUAUUUUUUAGAAGUAGAACAAGAAGUUGUUCUUAUCACUCAAUUCGUUCACGAUCACGCAGUGUUAAUUCAAGAAAUAUUUCACCAAGUAGUAAAUGUCUCAAAGAUCCAAGAGAUCGUUCUAAACGUGCACACUGGACAAAUAAUGUUUGGUUAGUUGGUGAAAAAGCCAAAGAUACAGUGUUUCAUUUCUGUGAUCUUUGUGAUUUACCAAUUGUCAUCUAUGGACGUUUGCUUCCGUGUAAACAUGUCUUGUGUUAUACAUGUGCUAUGAAUCUUAUGAAAAAAUGUAAUAGAUGUCAAAAAUCGGUACAAACUGUAGAACGAUGUCUAGUUGGUGGAAUAUUUAUGUGUUUUGAAAGUGAUGGUUGCCGGCGUACUUAUCUCAGUCAUCGUGAUCUUCAAGCUCAUAUUGAUCAUCGGCAUCGAACUGGGCCAACGGUUGUCAUUACUUCAGUGACUAAUAAUAACAAUAAUAAUAAUAAUAAUAAUACUAUCACUAAUACAAUGUUAACUAAAAAUGAUAUUGUCAAACAUUCAGAGCUAAUUACACCAUUAUUAACAAAUCAAAUGAAUUUCACUGAAGAAACAUCUCAACUUUCUAGUAUUGUAGUACAUAAUGUACAACCAACCAAUACUAUCAAUACUACUACUACUACUAUUACUACUACACCACCUUUUUCAAUAAUCGAUAAACCAACAACAGCAACAACUGGUUUACCGCCUCAAAUGUCGCUAUUAGGUCCAUCACCAAGAAUAAUGAUGUCAUCGACCAGUGGUAGUAGUAGUAAUAAUGGAAUAACAACUCAACAACAACCAAAUAAUAUUUUUAUUAAUCAUCAAAAAACUAGUGGCCUUUUACCAUUGCCGCCUUCACUUGUACAAACAUCAUCUUCAUCAACGCUGUUUCCUAAUCGACUUCCUAUGGGUAUACCUCGACCUGUUAAUAGAUUAAACAAUCUUAAUAAUAGUACAGGUAUUAUUGCUACUACUACUACUACUACUUCUAUUACUACUAACAAUAAUGGUAGUAGUUGUAGUAGUAAUGUUGGUAGUAGUACUAUGACGAAUCAUAAUUUCCCUUCGCCACUUCAACAAUUUACAAACUGUCCGCCUACACUGCCACCACCACCUCUACCAUCAUCAUCAUCAUCGAUUGGGGGAGCACUGAAUAUUCGUGCAUCGCUACCGUCGGCAUUCCUCACGAAUAAUUCACUUUCCGCUCCGUCUUUAUCGUCAUCGUCGACGACGAAUGUACAGCAUAAUCAGAACUUUGGUGGGGCUUCUGCUGUUGCUGCCUUGGCUGCUGUGGUUUCAGCUGCGAUGUCAGCAGCAGCUGCGGCAGCAGCUCAAUCGAAGCCGGUUGGGUUGACAGGAGUUGGUGGGGUAAAUCAUUUAACUGGUGCAACAAUGCAACAAUCAUUGACUAGUAAUCAAAUCCAGGCAAGUAAGCGCAUAAAAAUGCUAGAAGAAAAAAUCAAGGAAGUGACAGGACAAAUUAACUCCGCAACUCAAAGAGCUGUUCAUGCAGAAGAAGAAUCUGAAAAUCUGGCUGCUGAAUUAUCAGUUCUACAAGACGAAGCCAAUGAAUGGAAUGAGAAGUCCAGUCAUAUUCAAGAACAAAUCAGCAUGAUACGAAUUGAUAUUAGUGAAGUUUAA